Exophiala viscosa is the source of this 2220-nucleotide messenger RNA. RefSeq lists its product as uncharacterized. NCBI's taxonomy places the organism in Eukaryota, Fungi, Ascomycota, Eurotiomycetes, Chaetothyriales, Herpotrichiellaceae. The transcript has 2 exons. The record is from RefSeq and is a predicted model, not a curated record. Bases 1 to 2220 code for a protein of 739 amino acids.
AUGGACGACGACAAUCCUCCCCCAAAGAAGAAAUCUCGCUUCUUCAGCAAUGGCAAGAGCAAAAUCGGCAACAUAAUUCCAUCCUUCAGAAAACAGCCACACCAGCGGCAGUCAAGUACUUCGGGCAAUCCAUCUGCAUCUGAGAGUUCUUCAACAAAUGGCCUCUCAUCGCUCAGGAAUCCCUUCUCUAAUCGUCCUGGAGAUCCGCCCGGUUCCAGUCUGACCAAUGCCACCACAGCCUCUGCGAACCAGUCCUCGAAUACCGCACACAACACAUUCGGAGCUGGCAAUGAACAUCUACCAGACCCCACACACCCAAGAACCACCCAAAUCAUCCCCAGACCAGUCAAUUAUGCCCCGACUGGUGCUCAGCAUGGGGCUGACAUCCCAUCUGACGCAGCUGCCCAAGCAUCAUACACCUUCACAGGUAUUCCAGGAACGACUUCAACGGCUUCCGGCCCGGCCCAGACCACUUCAAGCCAUGACCAGACGCAGGAACCAUUCACUUUUAGGAUGCGUGUACCUCAGCCAGCGCCAUACCAGUUGGGCGUACGGAACGGUGAAGACACACAACUACAUGGUGUCAACGCGACUUACCUCACCACGCCUCAGCAGAGCACGACUACACAAGAUACGGGCGACAAUCAGCGAUCCAACGCCAUCCCUAGUCAUCGACUACUUAGUCCCCUCCCACUUGGGGCGUCAGAACCCUAUGUUGAUAUGGAUCGAGAUGAAGAAGGCCGGCCCAUAUCCAGACCGAGAUAUCAGUCUGCACUAUCUCACGCUCUCUACGCCAACAGCACCGGUCUCCCAGCACACCGGAUUCCCAACCUCAGACCAACUACGCCAGCUCACAUCGCCAAUCCCGAGUCCCUUAUCCCUGACAAUUUGCUCACAUCGCCAAAUCGGGUCCAUCGGGCCAAAAUGCACGCCCAUAUCUCCUUGAAACGUAAACGUCCCGGCACGAUCCUCCCACCACAGCCAUACGUCUACUCACGCGACGACCAUCCCAACUUCAACAUCUUCGACGGCAUCCUCCUCUACCCCGAGCUUGUCUUCGCGCUCGCCACAGCACUACCAGUCAAAGACCUUAUCAGUCUCUACGCCAUCAGCAGAGACUACCAUACCAUCAUCGACACACGCUUUACAACAGUCGUACUAUCCCAGGCACGCCGAAAAGCUCCCGAGUCAGCCGAGGCGUUCCGUUUUCGCAGCUAUGCAAAACUCUGUCGCACCGACCCAGCCGCACGCAUCCCACAUCCCAACGCCGCACUUGCAGCACGCAGUAUCCCCCGCAGCAUCCCAUCCUUCCGCUGGCUCAAGAUGGUCCUACACCGCGAGAAAGUCAUCCACGAGCUCGUCACGGUCUUCGCCGAAGAUGGCAUCCCCCUCCCAUUCCGCUGCCGUCUCGCCCUCAAGCGGUUAUGGUUCAUGCUCGACCUACCAGAUAACGCCCGACGCAUCGGCUACGUGCACAACAAACGUCUCAUGACCGACCUAGACAUUUACUUCUCGGCCUGCUUCUUUGUCAAGCUGGACAUGCGUCUCAACGACCCGAUCGCCAGCGAAAAGCGUGACAGCAUGCGCAAAAUGCUGCUCUCGCAAAAGAGCUUCACCACCAUCUUGCAGGUCAUAAAACGCGAGAUGUGGACGACCAAGUUCGAGGUUCUAAAGGAGUGGAUCAAGUUACGAUACGAGCCGAUGGAGGACGAGAUCGGUCUGCCAAUGUUUGGCGUGCGGCCUGAGAAUAUUGGGAGAGGACGUCUGGAGUACUGGGGCGAGGUGUCGACGGAAGAGCUUGGUCGGAUUCCCGGAUGGCUCUUCAGACCGGAUCAAUUAAUUGUGCGUGAGGCCAUUCGUCGCGGCAUGUCACUUGAUCGGCACUACCUCCAGUUCAUGCUGUACGGGUACGUGCGACCAGAUACGCUGCAAGAUUACGCACCCAGAAGGUAUGGACGGCGAAUUGAGCAGUUUAAGGACGAUGAGUACGAGAUUGACGACAUGAUUGGUGGUGUUGCGGCUUUGGCAGUCGGCGAUGAAGGAUACGACGACCUUUUGGAUCUAGGACAGCCGAGGCGAGGAAGUCCGUAUACUAUUGUCAAGGAGAAGAUCAGUACUCAGGAGAAAGCGCUGAGGAAGAAGCAGGAGGAGUUUCUGAGCAUGUGUAUCGCAUGGUGGGAGAGGGAGAUGAAGAGUGGUGAUGCUGAAGAUGGCCGAUGA